Microcebus murinus (gray mouse lemur) is the source of this 1575-nucleotide messenger RNA. NCBI's taxonomy places the organism in Eukaryota, Metazoa, Chordata, Mammalia, Primates, Cheirogaleidae. The record is from RefSeq and is a predicted model, not a curated record.
AUGGUCGCGGGCGGCGCGGGCGCUCGGGCCGCCGGCCGGUUCCUGCUGCGCCGGCCGCGCUCGGGCGCGCCGAUCCGCCCCUGCGCGAGCGAGGCCGGCCAGGCCUUUCCUGCGCCGGGACUUCAGGUCACGAGGCCGCCCAUUCCCCAGGCGGCCCGCGCCAGCUGCUGCUUUUCCGGGGCCGGAGCAAACUCGCGGAGAGACGUGGGUCGAGUGCGCGCCCCGACACCGAGCCCGGCCGCCCGGGCUCCUCCCUCCCCAAACUUCACGGGCGACGUCAGCGGCGGACACCGGCGGGAGCGGGGCGGGCCCUCGCCUCGGCCCCAGGCCCGGAUCCUCCCGCGCCGCCCACGCCGAGGGAGUGGGGCCGGCAGGGCGCGGGGAAGGGAGACAGCGGCGCGCUCCUUUUGUCUUCCUCCCCCAGCCCCCAAGUUCGGGAAAGUUUUCCUUUUGGGAAAGCCCCUCUCACGCCUGCCUGCUGGCAGGUGCCGGAUUGGUCAAACAAGGAGGAUUCCUCUGUGGGCCGAGUCUUCUCGGAGUCGCCAAACCUCCAGAUGGUGGAGUGGGGGCGAGGAGGUGUUGGGAACGGGGUAUGUCUGUAGAGAAAUUGAAAAAUCACCUUGGGAGUCCAUGCCUCUAACUCCAGGAUUCCUGCAUGUUGUUGCGAAUGACAGAAUGUCCUGCUUUUUACAGGAUGGUGCACUUCCAGUGUCUGAAUUCUACUCCUCCAUGUGUUCCUGGCACCUCACCUGAUGUCUGGGCCCCUGUGGCCACUUGAUACAGUCUGGGUUCUGUUCAGGCUAGCAACAGAAACUGGGCAAUUUAAUAAAAAAAGGCAAUUUAUUGGAAGGAUCUCCGGGAAUUCACUGAAAGGAAGAGAGGACUGGAGAACCAGGCUUAGGAAAGAAAAGGCAGCCCCGGAAGUUCUCAGUGGCGGAGGUCUGCAGGACAGUGUUGCAACACGACCAUUGCUGUGUCUCAGGACUACAUCGUUGCUUAUCCAACAUGACUCAGCCUUGGUGUUGGCACUGACUCAUGGAGCUCCUGACAGAGGAGAAUUAGUGUCACAGAUUGACUGGGAAACCAAUUCACAUGAAGCCAAGAAGAGAAAUGGGGCUGCUGUUGCUGAAUCCGCAGCCGACCUUAAUGAUGCAGGCGAGGAAAAACGCCCAUUCUGAGGGAGAUCAGUUAAUUUUGCACUGUGUUUGAUGUUGCUAUUAUUGUAGUGACUAUUGCCUUUCUGUUUUAUAUUUAUUCAUCUAAAUUGUUUUGGAAGGACUCAGAGGUCUAGAGACAUGCAUACUCUUUGCAAAAAAGCAUCAUAUUGUAGUGGAGGUAGUCCAGACUAUAGGAAUCUUAUUUGCCGUGUCUUGGGCAAGUUGCUUGACCUCUGAUCAUUGUUUCUUUUAUCUAUCAUUAUAUUGCCUCUGUAUUUCAGACUCACUCUGUAUCAGGCACUUAUUUACUCUUAUAGCAAGCUCAGGAGGAAAAUACAAUUGCCUUUGUUUUACAAGUGAAGGAACUGUAAAUUUUCCAAGGACACAUUGCUACUAAAUAAUAAAUGUGAAAUUUUAA